This is a messenger RNA of Tripterygium wilfordii, 1603 nucleotides long. RefSeq names its product RGG repeats nuclear RNA binding protein A-like. Bases 268 to 1377 code for a protein of 369 amino acids. The record is from RefSeq and is a predicted model, not a curated record. The transcript is spliced from 7 exons. Gene Ontology annotation, cellular component: cytoplasm; nucleus. Lineage: Eukaryota; Viridiplantae; Streptophyta; Magnoliopsida; Celastrales; Celastraceae. Gene Ontology annotation, molecular function: RNA binding.
CAACUACUAAUAAAUUAAGGGGACGUUUUAGAUUAGGUUUCGUUCUCACUGUCUCAUCUCCUUCUGUCUCUCUCUCUCUUGCGGCUAGGGUUUUUCUCUCUCUACUGUAGCUUCUUUUCUGUAUCUAACGCCGGAAACUGUAAUUUAUAGAUCUAUGUAUACGCAUCUGUGUUUAUGGAGGUUUUGAAAAGCUAGGGUUUUGUCUUGGUCGCCCGAAGAGGUGAAGUUGGUAGAGAGUCGAAGGGGAAGUUUUGGAAUUAUUCGGAAAUGGCGACCAUGAACCCGUUCGAUUUGUUGGGAGAUGACGCGGAGGACCCGUCGCAGCUGAUCGCGGCGCUGCCGCAGAAGGUGGCUGCUGCGACGAAGAAGGAGUUGGGGAAGGGGAAGCCGGUUGCGGCGGCGGCUGCUCAGCAGAACAAGCCCGCUAAGCUCCCAUCGAAGCCACUCCCUCCGGCUCAAGCUGUGAGGGAGACAAAGACUGAAGCUGUCCGUGGCGGAGGUCGUGGAGGUGGAGGUGGACGUGGUUAUGGGCGUGGGCGUGGUGGUGGAGGCGGACGCGGAUAUGAUCGGGACUCCGUUUUCAACGAGAAUUCAUACAACAGUGGAGCUCCUGCUGGUCAAGGUGCUCCGGAAGAUGGAGAGGCUGGGAAAUCCUCUGAAAGGCGUGGCUAUGGUGGAACUCGUGGUCCUUACCGCGGUGGUCGCCGUGGUGGUUUCAGUAAUGGAGAAGUCGGUGAUGAGGAGCGGACUCGUAGGCCCUUUGAACGUCGUAGUGGCACUGGGCGUGGAAAUGAAUUUAAACGUGAAGGGUCUGGCCGCGGGAACUGGGGAACUCCAACUGAUGAACUUUCUCAGGUGACCGAGGAAGUUGCUAAUGAGAAUGAGAAGAGUCCAGGUGCCGUAAAGCCUGUGGGGGAGGAAGAUACAACUGAUUUGAACAAGGAAACCCCUAAAAAUGAACCUGAAGAAAAAGAACCCGAGGAUAAGGAGAUGACUCUUGAGGAGUACGAGAAGGUCUUGGAGGAGAAGAGAAAAGCACUCCAGGCGCUUAAGACUGAGGAAAGAAAGGUUGAUGCCAAGGAGUUUGAAUCCAUGCAACAGCUUUCAAACAAGAAGGGCAAUGAUGAUAUUUUCAUCAAAUUGGGAUCUGAGAAGGACAAGCGCAAAGAAGCUGAGAAGGAUGACAAAGUGAAAAAGUCUGUGAGCAUCAAUGAAUUCUUGAAGCCUGCUGAAGGGGGGAGGUACCAAAGCCCAGGUGGCAGGGGCCGUGGACGUGGUCGUGGUUCAAGAGGAUUCAGUGCGAGAGAUGGGACAAGCAAUGUGCAAGCUCCUGCCAUUGAAGAUCCUGGGCAGUUCCCAACGUUGGGUGGAAAGUGACCCCACUUCCAAUCUCGUUGGUUUUUUUUCUCUUCCCAAUUUUGAUUUUCUUGUGGGGACAGAAGCUACUAAGAAUAAUGUUGUCUGUAUACUAUAGCUGUUCCUUUAGUUCAUUCGUGUGCUAAUGUGCUAUGAUACAACAGAUUAAAUGGAGGAUCAUGUGACAACGUAUUUGUGACCUAUAUAGUUCUUUACUCGGUUUUGAUAAUUGAUCAUUGUCAUCAAA